Molecule: messenger RNA, 5163 nt
Organism: Xenopus laevis (African clawed frog)
Lineage: Eukaryota; Metazoa; Chordata; Amphibia; Anura; Pipidae
Gene: hipk2.S
Product: homeodomain interacting protein kinase 2 S homeolog
Exons: 16
Coding region: 634-4023 (1129 amino acids)
Source: RefSeq, a predicted model, not a curated record
GGGGACAGUUUGAGAAAGUCCGGCCUCAUCUCUCCCAGUCCAACACCCCCCCCACCCAAAUCCAUGAUCUCGGCGCUCGGCUGAGGCAGGAGAAAGAGACACAGAGACAAGAGUCGCACCCCCCUCCCUGCGACCCCUCCUCCUUCUCUGCCUUUUCUCUUUCCUAAAUCCUAAAUGCAACUUUUCCUACGGCUCUCUGGGAGGGUGCAGGGAGUCGGCACAGGGUGCAGGGAGUCGGUACAGGGCUCGUGGCUGUUCGGGGGGAGCAGCAGAGUGAGGGUCAGACAGGGGGCUGGGAGGCGACCCUAGGAGGCUUCUAAUAACAGCAGGGGGGGCUGAGUGUGACUCCAGGAUCCAAAGCAAUCUCUGUAUUUACCCCCCCUGCAGUAUUCUCUGUGCCCCCCCCCUCCCUCCACUGCUGCUGCUUCUUCUUUGCGGAAAACCUGGAGCCGCGGGGUCGGCGAGAUCUGCAGAGGGGUCGGGGAGGUGAUUGAUCAAUGCGGGAGACUCCGGGGUCGCACGUCUGUCCCUUUAUUGUCGGUGUCUCAGCGCAGGGUCGGCUGGGGGGGCCCCAAAGAGCAGAGACACAGGCCCCCGUUAUGGCAGCGGUGGAAAGACUGAGAAUUCUGCGGGAUGGCCUCUCAUUUGCAGAUCUUUUCCUCUCAUGACCUCCCAUUGAGGGCCUUUUGUAGCGUGAAGAAGCCGAAGCUUGAACUGAGCCCAGGCUGGGAUAUGACCGGUUACGGUUGCCACAGCAAGGUCUAUAACUCGGGCAAGAACAGCUCUACUUCUGACCAGCCGGUGCUCAGCCACGCCUCCCUCCUUGAAACAUCCUACGAGCAGACGGUCAUCUUUCCCACCAGUGUGGGCCACAUUGUGGUGACCUCCUCCAGUAGCGGUUCAUCAGCAGAAACGGGUCAGGCCCUAGGUGGCCCUCAAACCAACCUGAUGCGUCGCAGUACGGUCAGCCUUCUGGACACCUACCAGAAGUGUGGGUUGAAGCGGAAGUGUGAAGAGCUAGAGAAUAACAGUAGUGUACAGAUUGUAGAUGAGCAUCCCCCCAUCACCCAAAACAAUGCUACUGCCACCACCACCUCCACGACCACCUCCAAGAACAGUGGCUCCAGUGAAGGGGAUUACCAGCUUGUGCAGCAUGAAGUCCUCUGCUCCAUGACCAACACUUACGAAGUGUUGGAGUUCCUCGGCAGAGGCACGUUUGGUCAAGUGGUAAAAUGCUGGAAGAGGGGAACCAACGAGAUUGUGGCCAUCAAGAUCCUGAAGAACCACCCGUCGUACGCAAGGCAAGGCCAGAUUGAAGUGAGUAUCUUGGCCCGGCUCAGCACGGAGAGCGCCGAUGACUACAAUUUUGUGAGAGCCCACGAGUGUUUUCAGCACAAGAACCACACCUGCCUGGUCUUCGAGAUGCUCGAGCAGAACCUCUAUGACUACUUGAAGCAGAACAAAUUCAGCCCGUUGCCCCUCAAAUAUAUUCGGCCGGUGCUCCAGCAGGUGGGAACUGCUUUGAUGAAACUGAAGAGUCUGGGGCUUAUUCAUGCCGACUUGAAGCCAGAGAACAUCAUGCUGGUCGAUCCUUCCAGGCAGCCGUACAGAGUCAAGGUCAUAGAUUUUGGUUCUGCAAGCCAUGUGUCAAAAGCUGUGUGCUCCACCUACCUACAGUCCAGAUAUUACAGGGCUCCUGAGAUUAUCUUAGGGUUACCUUUCUGCGAAGCCAUCGACAUGUGGUCUUUGGGGUGCGUGAUAGCCGAGUUAUUCUUGGGGUGGCCUUUGUACCCCGGAGCAUCGGAAUAUGACCAGAUCCGCUACAUCUCCCAAACACAGGGUUUGCCUGCGGAAUACUUAUUGAGCUCCGGUACCAAGACCACUCGUUUCUUCAACAGGGAUGGCGACUCCCCGUACCCACUGUGGAGUCUCAAGACCCCCGAAGGCCAUGAGAACGAGACUGGCAUUAAAUCGAAAGAAGCCAGAAAGUACAUCUUCAACUGCUUAGAUGAUAUGGCACAGGUGAACAUGGCGUCGGAUCUGGAGGGGAGUGACAUGCUGGUUGAGAAAGCGGACAGGCGGGAGUUUAUUGACCUCCUGAAGAAGAUGCUGACGAUCGACGCAGAUAAGAGGAUAACCCCGAUCGAGACCCUGAACCAUCCCUUUGUCACCAUGACGCACCUCUUGGAUUUCCCACAUAGUUCACACGUCAAGUCGUGUUUCCAGAACAUGGAGAUCUGUAAGCGGCGGGUGAAUCUGUACGACACUGUGAACCACAGCAAAACCCCCUUCAUCACUCACGUUGCCCCGAGUACGUCCACCAACCUCACUAUGACCUUCAGCAACCAGCUCAACACUGUGCACAGUCAGCCUACGGCUGCAUCCAUGGCGGCGGUGGCCCAGAGGAGCAUGCCUCUUCAGACCGGAACUGCCCAAAUAUGUGCCCGAGCGGACCCCUUCCAACAGGCUCUCAUCGUGUGCCCGCCGGCAUUCCAGGGCCUCCAGACCACUCCUUCCAAGCUUGGCGGGUACGCGGUGCGAAUGGAAAACACUGUGCCGCUGGUCACUCAAACGGCUGGUGCUCAGGCUCUGCAGAUCCAGCCUGGGCUCCUGACACAGCAGGCUUGGCCCAGUGGCACGCAGCAGAUCCUUCUUCCACCGGCCUGGCAACAACUCGCAGGUGUGGCCACUCAUACGUCAGUUCAGCAUGCCACAGUCAUCCCAGACAGCAUGGCAAGCGCCCAGCAGUUGGCUGACUGGAGGAAUACCCACUACAAUCCCAUCAUGCAGCAGCCGACUCUCCUCGCCGGUCACAUGACCCUGCCUUCUGCGCAGCCGCUGAAUGUGGGCGUGGCUCACGUCAUGAGGCAACAGCCGACCAGUUCAUCCUCCUCGUCACGCAAGAAGCAUCACUCCUCAGCCAGGAAUGUUUCUGCCUAUGAGGUGACCUCCUCUCAGUCGGUGAACUCCCCCCAGCGAUCGAAACGGGCGAAAGAAAACACCCCACCUCGCUGCUCUGUGCCCCAGAACACUGCUCCCUGUGUCCCCUCUAUCACCUGUGGAUGGGGGGAAAGUGCCGUGGGAGGGCCCCACAAGCAGCAGCGUCAGACAAUCAUCAUUCCUGACACACCCAGUCCGGCUGUGAGCGUUAUCACCAUCAGCAGUGAUACAGAUGAGGAGGAAGAGCAGAAGCACGUGGCACCCAGCCUCCCCAAACAGCGCAGGAACGUAAUCAGCUGCAUCACGGUCCACGACUCGCCCAUCUCUGAUUCCUCAAGCAACACCACAGUUAUGUUCCGUAUACAUGGCAGAGUCCACCAGACAUAUGACAGCCGGGGGACUUACACUUCUCUAGAUCACCUCUUAGACCUUCGAGCCAAGCUGAAGGCCCUGAGCAGAAUGUUGAAAGAGAAGCAGCUCAGCGUUGACACCACCAGCCACCAAAUAUACAAAGCAAAGUCAUUGUCCUCCUCAGUGGCAUCUGCCUCUCAUUCGUCUGCCAGUUCCGCGGGCACAGUCGCCUAUCGGCAAUCUCGAGCGCCAGGACACUCCUUCCAGCAGCAGCCGCUCAAUCUCAGUCAGGUGUCUCAGCAUAUCAGCACAGAGCGAACUGGCAGUCACCGGAGGCAGCAAGCCUAUAUUGCGCCGACCCUCGCCCAGGCACCCUAUUCCUUCCCGCACAACAGCCCCAGCCACGGAGCUUUACACCCACAUCUGGCUGCCACCGCUCACCUACCGAGCCAACCUCACCUCUACACAUACACUGCCCCGGCGGCUCUGGGUUCCAGUGGCACCAUCGCUCACUUAGUGGCAUCACAAGGCUCUGCGAGACAUGCUGCGUAUCCUGCCAACAUUGUGCCAGUCAGCAUGGCAGCACGGCUACUUCCUUCUCCUAGCCUCCACCCAAGCCACUACCAGGCUCAGUUUGCUCACCAGACUUACAUCCCUGCCUCCCCAACCUCUACCGUCUACACUGGAUACCCUCUGACCCCACCUAAGGUCAAUCAGUACCCCUAUAUCUAGACUCUGGCAAGGGGGGAGGGAUAAGGGGAGGUCACCGAGGGCCACCGGCGUGAAGCAGAGUCGAUGUCGCAGCCGGGUGCUGGAAUAUGUUUCUCCACAUCCCUUCUAUUCAGGAGUUGCAUCAGGACCCUCAGAGUUAAAUAACAGGGACCCUGUAUGAAUUAUAGAUGCCAAUUCUGCCCAUAGGACUGGAAGCUCCUCCCCCGAGGAGCCAGUGACUGUGUUCCCUUGGGGAUGAGACCCCCAAACAGAGACAGGAAACCUCCUCUCACUUCCACUGGAUUUAACAACUUGCUGCUCGGUUUCCGGGUGUGUGUGUGUGUCAUAGUGAAUGUUGCUGGAGCUGCCCCUAAAGGCUCACUAGAAGUUCAUGUAUUUAUUAAUCUCCGCCCCCGAGUUACUGAGAACGGGCUUUUUAUUUGGUUUGUUUCUGACAUAGCGAGAACCUUAGGAUCUGAUCCAGAGUUUUAUAGGUUUUAGGUUUCAACCGUAAUUCUAGGGUUUUUUUUGGUUUUAUUUAAAAUUUUUACAGAGGGAGGGCGUGGCCUUGGGUGUGUCCAAGAGGGCCCAAGUACUUUUAUGUUGUGUUUGAUAAGCAGACCUCUAAUAACUUUACCCCCUCUCCCUCGUUAGGUUUCACGCUCAUUUCCCCUCGUUCAGCACUAAUUGUCCUUAUUUUACUUUUUGGUUUUUUUUAGUGUUGUCAAUUUCGUUCUUUUUUUUUUUCGUUAUUAUUGUAACGUUAACGAUUUUAUCAGGAUAACGGAAUGAUGUGGGUAGGACGCCUCUUCUCAAGUGUGGGCGUGGACUGUUUUUAUUUUUAAAGAGGGAUUAUGGGAUGUCGUGAAAGGGUUUUGAGUAGGAACAGAAGUGACCGGUGGAGCCGACGGCAGAACCGAGGGAGCGGACGAGAGCGAGUCCUCACGUUGGAUCCAGGAAUAGAACAAUAUGGCGGAAGGACAGAGACUGUUGCAAGGACUUUAUAUGGACUAAGCUGCUAACCUCUCACUAUUUCAAGUCACUUUAAAGCCUUUGCUAAAAGAAUUGUCCCUCCCCCCACACCGUCUGUGCUACAGUGUAGUGCAGUCACAUGUACCCUGUUUUAUAAGCUUCACCAAUAGAUCUCUAUUUUCUCCGUUA